Molecule: messenger RNA, 339 nt
Organism: Tetrahymena thermophila SB210
Lineage: Eukaryota; Ciliophora; Oligohymenophorea; Hymenostomatida; Tetrahymenidae
Product: transmembrane protein, putative
Exons: 1
Source: RefSeq, a predicted model, not a curated record
AUGAGAAAAAUUGCUUCAAUUCUAAUUCUUAUUUCUAUAGCUUUGUACACAGCAAAUGCCUCAAAGUGUUAAGAUGACAUUAUGGCUUAGUUAACUAAUGGAACAGUUUGUUAAAGUACUGAUGAUGCUUGCAAAACUGCAUUAGCCUAAUUCAUUUCAUGUGGAAAUAACUGUGGUUAAAAUAAUACUUCUGAUUCUGCUGUUGGAAAUUGUGUAAAGUCAAAUUGCAGCAAUAUAAGUAAUGAUACUGUUAAAGCUCUUUAUAACAAAAUGGUUGCCUGUUUUGAUAGUGUUCUUUUGUUCUCAGCCCUCUUUGUCUUAAUGGCAUUGUUAUUCUGA